Lachancea lanzarotensis is the source of this 1731-nucleotide messenger RNA. Its product is annotated as LALA0S12e00210g1_1. The record is from RefSeq and is a predicted model, not a curated record. Lineage: Eukaryota; Fungi; Ascomycota; Saccharomycetes; Saccharomycetales; Saccharomycetaceae. The transcript has a single exon. Bases 1 to 1731 code for a protein of 576 amino acids.
AUGCCUGAUCCUGGUCCGCUAUAUUAUUUAGAUCUUAUUUUCACAUUUUAUGCGACAGAGAACUUACCCAUAUGGGCUUCAAGUCUUGAGACCUUGGCCGCACAUUUUGGUAAAGGAAUGGCCUGCGUUAGUGAAUACGGAAAUGAAGUGGUUUUGACAUAUUAUGAAAGCCAAGAACAGCUGUUGAUAGCAGAGCUGGAACAGUUUUCGGGGAUCUCAGGAUACAACUACUAUGUCGCACAGAAUGUCGAUGGUGUUCCCAAACAGACAGCAGGUGUGGAUUUGGCAAAUGCCGACGUCCAGGUUUUCGCCUUUGAAUUUACUGACAUAGCGCAUGCGUGCAGUGUCAUCAACGCCGCAUGCGAUUCAAGUAUAUGUGGUUCGGAUUCUUCAAGCUCUGGCUCUGGCUCUGGCUCUGGCUCUGGAUCAGGCUUUUCUGGUUCUAGUUCUGGUUCUUCUGGCUCUGGUUCUUCUGGCUCGGGAUCCUCCGGCUCUGGCUCUGCCUCUGGCUCAGGAUCUUCUGGCUCGGGAUCCUCCGGCUCUAAUUCAGCUUCAGCUCCGGGAUCUUCGGCGGCCCCACCAGCCGCAGCAUCAUCUUCGAGCCCCGCAAGUGGUUCAGGAUCUUCUGGCUCUGGUUCAGGAUCUUCUGGCUCUGGCUCUUCUGGCUCUGGCUCAGCUUCUGCCUCUGCCUCAGGACCUUCUGGUUCUAGUUCUGGUUCUUCUGGCUCCGGGUCUUCUGGCUCGGGAUCCUCCGGCUCUAAUUCAGCUUCAGCUCCAGGAUCUUCAGCGGCUGCACCAGCCGCAGCUUCAUCUUCGAGCCCCGCAAGUGGCUCUGGAUCUUCCGGCUCAAAUCCAGCUCCAGUCCCAAUGUCUUCAGCGUCCGCAUCAGCAUCAGCCCCGUUUUCGGCCUCUGCUGCUGCUUCUCCCAUAGCAUCUUUCCAGUCAGUGGGCUAUUUCAACAGCAGUCAGGUCCUUUCAGGAUCUGCCCCAGGAUCUGCUUCAGCAUCUGUUCCUUCUUCGAGCCCACCCUCAGUUUCAGUUACAAAGUCUGGUGUAUCUCAUGGCUCAGCAACCACACCAGCAUCAUACUCAGCUUUGCCCCCUGCCUCUCUAAUUCCUGCUUUCAUUGAGAGUAGAGCGAGUUCAAUUCAGUCUGAGUUUGCUUCUAAAAUCGGCACUAAUUCUCGUUCCUGGACUAAUUUUCUCGGCGCGCAAGCGACUACUGUUACUGAGGAGAAUCCGUUAUCGACUACCGUGGUCACUGUGACGUCCUGUGCAGAUAACAAAUGCUCAGAAAGUGCAGUCACAACUGGCGUUAUUACCGUUAACGAUAUUACCACAAAGUAUACAAUUUACUGCCCAUUGAGUGGCAAGCCAUUUUUGCCCACUGAUAUCGCUGGUAUGAGCUCGUAUCGGGCAGAAUUUUCGAGCUGGCUAACCAACGGUCCGGCUAGUACCAAAAAUGAGGUCUCAACUACUUCGUCAGUCUCUACGAUGGAGACCGCCAUGCCGUCCGCUCUAUCUACCGGCUUAAAAGGAACUUCAGCAGGUACAGCGAAUAAUGCUGGCGUGCCAGCCACUCAGACUGAAUCUAGUUCUGCGAAUAUGAUUUCUUCGACCUCAGCUACUGGUUCCUCGUACUCUCUCGCAUCAUACACGGGAAAUUUUGGGGGCAAAGUUGUCGUUUCGAAGGCUUCUUUCUUGGCGGCCGCUGCACUACUGAUCUUGUGA